This is a messenger RNA of Pseudophryne corroboree (corroboree frog), 1775 nucleotides long. RefSeq names its product gastrula zinc finger protein XlCGF26.1-like. The transcript has 2 exons. Gene Ontology annotation, biological process: regulation of transcription by RNA polymerase II. Gene Ontology annotation, molecular function: DNA-binding transcription factor activity, RNA polymerase II-specific; RNA polymerase II cis-regulatory region sequence-specific DNA binding. Lineage: Eukaryota; Metazoa; Chordata; Amphibia; Anura; Myobatrachidae. Gene Ontology annotation, cellular component: nucleus. The record is from RefSeq and is a predicted model, not a curated record. Bases 240 to 1766 code for a protein of 508 amino acids.
AACGUCUGUCUGAUAUUAAAAUACAAGGUACAGAGGUAGAAGAAGAGACAUAUGUGACUGAUAUAAAGGCAGAAGAUAUAGAGGAAGAAGAAGAGACGUAUGUGACUGAUAUAAAGGCAGAAGAUAUAGAGGGAGAAGAAGAGACGUAUGUGACUGAUAUAAAGGCAGAAGAUAUAGAGGGAGAAGAGGAGACGUUUGUGACUGAUAUAAAGGCAGAAGAUAUAGAGGGAGAAGAAGAGAUGUAUAUGACUGAUAUAAAGGCAGAAGAUAUAGAAGGAGAAGAAGAGACGUAUGUGACUGAUACAAAGGCAGAAGAUACAGAGGGAGAAGAAGAGACGUAUGUGACUGAUAUAAAGGCAGAAAAUAUAGAGGAAGAAGAAGAGACGUAUGUGAGGGGUGAUCAGCAGUGUAAGGAGGAGGAGAUUCCUACAGAUAUCAGCACAGAUGGACACACAAGCAGGAAUAUCUCAGAAGGACAUCUAAUGUUAUCCCCGGAUUGUGACAUAAAAGAUAAUGACAGUAUACAGGAAUCUCCAGGAGCUAACCCCAUUACCCCAAUUAUUCAUCAAGUUCUAUCAGCUGAUCUCCCUGAUCCUGGGAAAUGUUCUCCUGAUCACUCUGAUAUUGGUGCAUCUGUUACAGCUCUGAGAGUAGAUACAGAGUUUCCCUGCUCUAUAGAUGCCAAAUGUUUUACACAGAACACAAAGCUUAUUACCCAUCAGCCAGCUAAGGCAGGUGAGAGGCCAUUUCCAUGUUCUGAGUGUGGGAAAUGUUUUACAUGCAAAUCAGCUCUUGUUACACAUCAGAGAAGACACACAGGUGAGAAGCCAUUUCCAUGUUCUGAGUGUGGGAAAUGUUUUGCACAGAAAUCAGUCCUUGUUAAACAUCACAGAAGUCACACAGGUGCGAAGCCAUUUCCAUGUUCUGAGUGUGGGAAAUGUUUUGCAUUCAAAUCAGAUCUUGUUAAUCAUCAGAGAAGACACACAGGUGAGAAGCCAUUUCCAUGUUCUGAGUGUGGGAAAUGUUUUGCACGGAAAUCACAUCUGGUUACACACCAGCAAAUUCACACAGGUGAGAAGCCAUUUCCAUGUUCUGAGUGUGAGAAAUGUUUUGCACGGAAAUCACAUCUUGUUAGACAUCAGCAAAGUCACACAGGUGAGAAGCCAUUUCCAUGUUCUGAGUGUGGGAAAUGUUUUGCACAGAAAUCAGAACUUGUUAUACAUCAGAAAAGUCACACAGGUGAGAAGCCAUUUCCAUGUACUGAGUGUGGGAAAUGUUUUGCACAGAAAUCAGACCUUGUUAAACAUCACAGAAGUCACACAGGUGCGAAGCCAUUUCCAUGUUCUGAGUGUGGGAAAUGUUUUGCAUUCAAAUCAGAUCUUGUUAAUCAUCAGAGAAGUCACACAGGUGAGAAACCGUUUUCUUGCUCUGAGUGUGGGAAAUGUUUUUCCUGGAAAUCACUACUUGUUAUACAUCUGCGAAGUCACACAGGUGAGAAUCCAUUUCCAUGCUCUGAGUGUGGAAAAUGUUUUCCACACAAAUCACAUCUUGUUACACAUCAAAGAAGUCACACAGGUGAGAAGCCAUUUCAAUGUUCUGAGUGUGGGAAAUGUUUUAUCCAGAAAACACAACUUGUUCUACAUCAGAGAAGUCACACAGGAGAAAGGCCAUUUCCAUGUUCUGAGUGUAGGAAAUGUUUUACAAACAAAUCGCAUCUUGUUAGACAUCAGAGAAGUCACACAGGUGAGGCCAUUUUCAUGUUCUGAGUGUGGGAA